CACCAACCCAAAUAAAAAAAGAAAACCCUAAACCUCUAAUUCAGCUUCACUUCUUCCUCGCUCUCUCUCCCUAUCUCUCAACACCCAGAAUUCCAGAUUCUCCCCCAAAAUCUUUUAAGGUUCAAAUUGUGAUUUUGGGUUGAAAAUGGCCAACAACAGCUUACCUCCUCAUUUGGCAAAAGAACAGAUCAUGUUUAUGGCAGAGAAGGAGAUGGAGUACAGGGUCGAGUUGUUUAACAAGCUCACUCAGACCUGCUUUCGCAAAUGCACUGAAAAAAGCUACAAGGAAUCUGAGCUGAACAUGGCUGAAAACAGUUGUAUCGAUCGUUGUGUUUCAAAGUAUUGGCAGGUGACUAACCUAGUGGGUCAGUUGCUCGGAACAAAUCAGCCUCCCAUGUGAAUGGCGUUCACCCUUUUGAAGCAAUCACCGCCUUUGCUUAGAUGAAGCUGUGGCGAAAGAAAAAGAGAAAAAAAAUGAUACUGUUGUUAUUCUCAGGAAUCAGAAUACUUUUCGCUGAAAAUUUUGCUUAUUUUAAGCUUAACUAUCCAUGUUAUGUGCCAAGUGAUGGCGUUACUACAAAUGAUUUGACAUUCAAGUACUAGAUGUUGGUGGAAAGCCAAAUUUAAUCAUAUGUUCUAUUGAAGGUUUAUUCCUUGAA
This is a messenger RNA of Spinacia oleracea (spinach), 659 nucleotides long. RefSeq names its product mitochondrial import inner membrane translocase subunit TIM10. The record is from RefSeq and is a predicted model, not a curated record. NCBI's taxonomy places the organism in Eukaryota, Viridiplantae, Streptophyta, Magnoliopsida, Caryophyllales, Amaranthaceae. The transcript has 6 exons. The coding region runs from base 146 to 400 and encodes 84 amino acids. Gene Ontology annotation, cellular component: mitochondrial inner membrane. Gene Ontology annotation, biological process: protein insertion into mitochondrial inner membrane.